CCUUGCUUCCCUCUCACUAAAAAAAAAAAAACCCCCCUCCGAGUCCGAACCAAGCAAGAACCCGUCCCAAGUUAGAGGAAAACGAUCCAUCCCCAGUGGGUGAGAUCUAAAGCCAACCCCUCUAUCGUCCUAGUCCAGCAACACUCGGAAUCUGCGCAAUCCCAGCGAUUACCCACUUCAUAGUUUCUUCUGCGAAGUGGGGAUUUGAUUGCUUUGCUUGCAUCUGAUGUUCGGAGGUCAAGUGGUACCGCCUGGCAAUAGUCCGCAUUUGAGGAAGUCUGGUAGCCGACCUGUUGUCUUUGAUCUUGGCGGGGAGCAAGGAAAUGGUGCAGAAGAAGGGUUCUCGCAUUCAAUAGAGGCCGAUAACUUAAAAAUUCUCCCAAUGUCACUGAGUGCCGCAGCUGCCAUAAUGCCAUCUCCAAUACUGUUGUGGAGAUUCAAGGUGCUUUUGUUCUUUCUAUGGGGUUUCUUUUGUUGUAAGAUUGGAUGGAGUUCUGUUAUGAGAAUGAGUGCAAAUUUGAGGGACCUUUUUCUCUAUGAGGUUUUCUUGUAUUACAAUCCUCUUCUUCUUGUGACAUUCGCAGUUUGGCUUUGGGGGUCUAAUUUGUGGGUCUUCUCCCAGUCAACUGUUAGUUAUGCUAAGAUUUUUGAUCUUGACCAAAACCAUCUCAAUCACAGAGAAAUAUGGAAGGUUGCCAUGUGGAUGACAAUAGUUGUCCCAAGUAGCAUGACAGCCUACCUGUAUCUCUAUUCCCAUGGCGAAGUGUCUUUGGCAGCAUCACAACCAGUUCUACUCUAUUGUGCUGUUGCAAUGCUUUUGAUAUUCCCCUUCGAUAUAUUCUACUUGUCGUCGCGCUACUUCUUGUUGAGGACCCUUUGGCGGAUAGUUUUCCCUCUACAGGCAAGUAGCCAUUUACUCUGGUGCUGUAUCGCUGUAUAGCAUUUCAUAGUUGUAUCCUAUUGCUGAAUGUCCUUUGCAUAUCCAUCUAGUGGAACACCUGUAGACCUUAUUUUUACUUUGUUUUCUAAGAGGAGCCAGGCCCGACACUUUUUUUGGAAACUGUUAAUCUCUUUCCUGGCUGUAAUGUGAAGAGUUUAUAGUAAUGAUAGUCAUGCUUUAUGGUUUUAUUUUUCUGUUGCAGGCAAUUACAUUUGCUGACUUCUUCUUGGCUGAUAUCUUAACCUCAAUGUCCAAGGUCUUUUCUGAUCUGGAGCGUUCAGUUUGUCGAAUGGUUCACCGACAGGUUGCAACCAUUGCAUGGUUUGAAGCAGACUCUAUUUGUGGUAGCCACUCUGUUGCAAUCCCUUUGGUUCUUGUUCUACCUUAUCUGUUUCGGCUAUUCCAGUGUCUUCGGCAAUAUAAAGAUACGAGGGAAAGAACAUCUCUUUUUAAUGCCUUGAAGUAUUCAACUGCGGUUCCAGUCAUUUUCCUAUCAGCACUAAAGUAUCAUGUCUUCCCUGAGAGGUGGACAAACUUCUAUCGUCCUCUGUGGCUUCUUUCAAGUGUGUUGAACUCUUUAUAUUCCUUCUAUUGGGAUGUCACCCGAGAUUGGGACUUAAGUGGCUUCACUCGGAUUUUCAAAUUCAACAGGCCGAGUAUCUGGUCAUACAUAUUGCAUGGAAGGAAAUGGGUAAGUUCGUGCAGUCAAAUGCCCAAAUUAAUUUUGCAUAGGUUCUUCAUCCGGAUUAGUUCUGAGAUCAAGAUAACUCUGUGAUAUUGAUCUUAAUAUCUUUGCACAAACUUGACUACUCGUUAAUUUCCCCACAGAUAUGGAUUAAGUGCCCAUUAACAAAUAGAAGUAAAUACUAGAAAGAAGGGCAAAGGAAAUUUUGAUUUCCAAGCUGAUGAUAUGAGUUCUUGGACUGGUUGUUCCUAGUUGUCAUAGGUAACUGGCAAGCUAUCUGUUGCAGGUUUACUUUUGGGUCAUUGGGAGCAAUUUGAUUCUGCGGUGCACAUGGACGUACAAGCUCUCAGCUCAUCUACGGCACAACUACCUGACUGUUUUUGCGAUAGCUGCCUUGGAGAUCUUCAGGCGUUUCCAGUGGGUGUUUUUCCGGGUUGAGAAUGAAUGGAACAAGAUGAAUUCCAAGUCAACCACUCAGAUCUCAAUGAGCGAGAUGUCAGCAGAGGAAGAGAAGUUAAAACUGCUUGCUUCUAGUGAUCACAACGUAUAGAUACACACAGUCGCCUGAGCUCUGUUGAACAUGAUGAUCCUCCAUUUACCCUUUUUGGCGGCAGUUUCAAUACCUGUAUUCUCUUACUGCUUCAGUUUUGAUGUUAAUAGAAGGGAUAGGAUGUUGCACUCGAAACUCGAAAGAGAAUAGUAGAUAUAUACAAGUUUACUGAUGUUAUUGAUACAAGCAAUACUGAAGUUUCUGUUCAAGUGAAAAGGUGGCCUUGAAAAUUUGUAGGCCUUGAUUUAAUCUACUGU
Messenger RNA from Linum tenue, 2432 nucleotides. The record is from the annotation of a GenBank genome assembly. NCBI's taxonomy places the organism in Eukaryota, Viridiplantae, Streptophyta, Magnoliopsida, Malpighiales, Linaceae.